UGGAGCGGCCAGAACUUCCCCGGCCGUCACUUGCUUUAUUCCUCUCGUGGGUACUUCCGCCCUUUCCUUGCCGUUGUCACAAUGGGGUGGGCGCUUCUGCUGCUAUGGCCAAUUGCAGGGCUCCUGCUGAUGGCCCCUGUUGGGGAAGGCACCAUUCAGCCUAAAUGUGAUAUGUAUGCUUUGCCUGGAUGCCCAAGGAACUUUAACCCAGUUUGUGGAACGGAUGGAGAAACGUAUGCAAAUGAGUGCAUGCUUUGUAUGACGAACAGAGAGUAUGCCAAGAAUAUACAAAUUGCCUAUAAGGCAUCAUGCUCAUGAGAAUAGCUUCAAAGAAGAGGACAUAUGUAAUCUGCAGUGACAUUAAAACUGUAUUUGAAGUGUGCCAUCCAGGCUAUUAACUGAAGCAAGCUCAUUUAUCUUUAUCGAGCUUUUGAAAUUGCUUUAUUACAUGUUCUUGCUGAAAGUACAGGUGUAUUAUUUUCUUUUUGAAGCUUCAGAUCCCGUCAUUUAAUCAAGUUACUCUCUCAGGGGCUUUCAAGCAACAAUAUACAAGCAUGUUCCAUUUUCCUCACAAUAAUAUUUUAA
Molecule: messenger RNA, 585 nt
Organism: Pogona vitticeps (central bearded dragon)
Lineage: Eukaryota; Metazoa; Chordata; Lepidosauria; Squamata; Agamidae
Gene: SPINK2
Product: serine peptidase inhibitor Kazal type 2
Biological process (GO): spermatid development; negative regulation of serine-type endopeptidase activity
Molecular function (GO): serine-type endopeptidase inhibitor activity; protein binding
Source: RefSeq, a predicted model, not a curated record